Bombus pyrosoma is the source of this 1554-nucleotide messenger RNA. Its product is annotated as UDP-glycosyltransferase UGT5-like. The record is from RefSeq and is a predicted model, not a curated record. The coding region runs from base 1 to 1554 and encodes 517 amino acids. NCBI's taxonomy places the organism in Eukaryota, Metazoa, Arthropoda, Insecta, Hymenoptera, Apidae. The transcript is spliced from 4 exons. Gene Ontology annotation, molecular function: UDP-glycosyltransferase activity.
AUGAAUUUCCAAUUUCUGCUAUCAGUGAUUAGUUGUGUAAUAUUCAGUGUUAAUGGUGCAAGAAUCUUGGUGUUAUUUCCGCAUCAAGCAAAAAGUCACUACAUCGUGUUCGAGCCAUUGUUGAAGAAACUUGCAGAAAAUGGUCAUCAGGUGGUGUCAGUGAACUUUUUCCCUCAGAAAACGUCUUUGCCUAAUUUUACAGAUAUUGAUAUAAGUUCGAGUCUACCAAGUUUGGUUGGCACCAAGACAGUGCCAAGCUCUUUUAAAGCAUUUAAAUGGGAAGUACUUAGGGGAGUGCUUAAUCGUGGUGUACCAUCAUGCGAUCCUGUGCUGAAUCAUCCGGCGUUGAAGAAGCUUCUGCGAUCGAAGGAAAAGUUCGACAUUUGCAUCAUCGAGCUCUUUGCCACUGAUUGUUUUCUUGGUAUCGUUCAUACUUUGAACAUACCGAUUGCAGUUGGAGCUACCAGCAGCGUUAUUCUACCAUGGACGAACGAGAUUAUGAGGAAUCCUGAAAUCCCUAGCUAUAUCCCGUACUGGAUGAACGGUUUAACGGAUCAGAUGAAUUUCUUUGAGAGAUCUAUUAACUUUGUGGAUUUUCUAGUCACCAAAUUUGCAUACAGAUACUUAUCAGAUAAGCCAGGUUACGAAAUUGCCAAAAGACAUUUCGGUGACGAUCUGCCCCACUUCGACACUCUAAGAUCGAGAAUAUCAUUGGUAUUAACAAACGGACAUGCAGCAGUUAGCACUCCGCGAGCCUUGGCGCCAGGAUUCAAGGAACUGGGUGGUAUGCACAUACUGUCAUCAAGUCCACCAUCGUUGCCGGAAGAUCUUCAGAAUUUUCUUGACUCGCACAGCAAAAACGGUGUUAUUUACUUUAGUCUAGGAUCGCAAAUAGACUCGUCCACCAUGCCGGAGCAGGCGUUAGCAGCUUUUUACAGAGCAUUCGAGCAAGUACCGCAGCAAAUACUAUGGAAGUGCACCGGAGGGAAAAUGCCCACGCUGCCCAAGAACGUUAAGUGCAUCGAAUGGGCGCCCCAGCUCUCCAUAUUGUGUCACCCGAAUGUGCGGCUAUUUAUUACACAUGGCGGAUUGCUAGGGACUCAAGAGGCAGUUUAUUGCGGGGUACCGAUUCUCGGUAUACCCCUGUUUGGAGAUCAGCACUUGAACAUGGCCUACUUCGUGAAAAAGGGGUUGGCUCUGAAGCUGGAUUACCGUCAACUUUCAUACGCGCCAGUAUCGAACGCUUUGAGCGAACUGCUCGUGAACAAGAGCUACACGGAUAUGGCACGAAAAGCUUCUUCGCAGUUCAAAGAUCGGCCAAUACCGCCUUUGGAUGAAGGAGUUUAUUGGAUAGAAUAUCUACUUCGUCAUGGACCAAAUUCUUUAAAAAUAACAGCUGCAGAGUUAACAUGGUAUCAAUAUCUAUUGUUGGAUGUUAUAUCUAUGAUGAUAAUCUCAAUUAUAUUUACAAUUUGGAUCGUUUAUAAAUUAUUUAAAUUAUUAUUUUGUCGAAGAAAAAUAGUGUCAGUAGACAUUAAUAAGAAACGAUCAUAA